CCUUAUCUAAGAAGCUUCUUAGAACAUGUCUGAAAUUUGGGGAAAAGCGGUUAGAGUGGGUGGCAUGCAGAGGUUAAAUUACGGCGUGGUGAGAGCCAAAGGCAUAGACACAGGGCAAGGUAGCACGAAGCAGGACGGAGGAAGAGCCCUCGCACUGCCACCAUGUUCGCUGCAAGGACAGUCCUGCUGCUCACCCUGCUCCUCACUUUCUCCCUGCACCACAUCGCAGCCCGCAAAUUGCCCAGAGAAUGCUGUGACAAGUAUGCGCGGAAACGUGUCGAGCGUGCGGAGAGCUUCUACAACACCCCCAAAGGAUGCCGCCUGCCUGCAGUUGUGCUUGUGACUGCCAAGGGUGAGGAGAUCUGCGCCAACCCCAUGAAGAGCUGGGUGAAGACAGCCAUAGAAAAACUUCAAAGGAAAAAAUGAAAUCCCCCUUCUGCUGUUCAUCAUCUGACUUGCCCAUCCAGUCCUGUCUCGGGAGGAAGCUGAUGGUGCUCGUGGCACUUCUCUGAAGGGUCCCCUGGCAGGGGCCACCAUCACUACAGGUGGAGCCAGCCCCAACCACCCCAGGACCAGUGUAAUGGUAGCCACCAAGUUGUUCCACUGUCACUGCCCUGCCAAGAUGUACCCAGUGGAGGAAAUAUUUAUAAUAAAUAUAUAA
This is a messenger RNA of Neopsephotus bourkii (Bourke's parrot), 661 nucleotides long. Its product is annotated as C-C motif chemokine 3-like. The record is from RefSeq and is a predicted model, not a curated record. The coding region runs from base 163 to 426 and encodes 87 amino acids. NCBI's taxonomy places the organism in Eukaryota, Metazoa, Chordata, Aves, Psittaciformes, Psittacidae. Gene Ontology annotation, cellular component: extracellular region. The transcript has 3 exons. Gene Ontology annotation, molecular function: CCR chemokine receptor binding; chemokine activity. Gene Ontology annotation, biological process: immune response; lymphocyte chemotaxis; monocyte chemotaxis.